Molecule: messenger RNA, 2366 nt
Organism: Ostrea edulis (European flat oyster)
Lineage: Eukaryota; Metazoa; Mollusca; Bivalvia; Ostreida; Ostreidae
Exons: 13
Coding region: 246-1919 (557 amino acids)
Molecular function (GO): carbohydrate binding
Source: RefSeq, a predicted model, not a curated record
CCUACAGGUGGCGAAGCAGAACAAAGAUUGGUUACCAUUCGGAGGAAGUCGAGUAACUAUUGAUCAUUGUUAGUUACUCCUGUUUUCUCAAACAAGACGUAGAAGGUCGUUAAAACAAUCCCAAUCCGUGCACGUACACAUGAAAGAUUCGUGUCACGUGAUCAGACGGGAAAAAAUAAAAGUAGCAGAUUGUGUCAGUUUUUUCCGACUUUUUCCUUGAAGGUAUUUCAGACAAACCGCGUAUCAUGAGGAUCAGGGAGACGGGAAAAAGAAGGGAUGAAGUCCGGGCGUACGAUAUUCCAGGAGACCUUUCCCCUGGCAAGCAGAUCAUCCUGAAGGGGCGUGUCUCUUGGGGGACGAAAUCGUUUUCAAUCAAUCUUUCUGAAACAUCGAAAAUGGGGGAUGGAGACAUAGUAUUCCACUUUAAUCCACGACCAUCUGAAAGAGUAUGCGCGCGCAAUGCAUUGGUCGGCGGAGUAUGGGGCGCCGAAGAGAGGUGGCAGCCAUAUUUUCCCUUUGAUGACGGGAGAUCCUUUAGUAUGAAGAUAGAAGUCACCAAAGAAAUGUUUAAAACUUACGUCAAUGGAAGACAUUUUGUGGACUUUUCUCAUCGAAUAGACUUUCGGAAAGGCAAAUACCUCAUUCUAGGAGACGGAACUGAGUAUUAUGACGUCAUUUUCCAAGACAAACCCAUCAUUCCAUAUAAAACAAGAAUACACAACGGAAUGAAAAUUGGGAAGACCAUAAAGAUACGUGGCAUGUGCACGGAUGAUGACGGAUUUACGAUAAAUUUUAUGGAUAGAGACGACUGCAUCUACUUUCACUUCAAUGCUCGUCCCCGAGAGGCCUGUGUGGUUAGAAACUCAUAUAUAGGAAGCUGGGGUAGAGAGGAGAGGGAAUGCCCCCCAGGGUUACCAUUUUACCCCUCUCAGUACUUUGACACCUCUUUCGUCUGCAUGGAGGACAAGUUUGCGGUGUUUGUAAACAAUGAACACUACAUAGAUUUCUUUCAUCGAGGGGACCCAACCAGGAUUUCCAUUCUUAACAUUGUUGGUAGUGUGAACAUCUUGGAUGUGGAUUGCCUAGAGCCCGUGGGAAUAGACUCCGUGACGGAGGUUGAAUCUGGUCUAGAGAAGGGGGACAUCUACAUGUUGAAGGGCAUGAUGAAAGAUGAAGGAAAUACGUUUUCAAUCAACUUCUUGAAUGGGUUUGCUAUGUCCGAUGACAUUUCCUUCCAUUUCAAUCCUCGGAGAAAUACACGUGAGGUUAUCUUGAACAGCCGGUUUGGAGGGGCGUGGCAGGAAGAGGAGAAGGUGUCUUUACCCCCCAUUUUCUGGACAAACAGACCAUUUGAAGUUAAAAUUGAGACGAAGAGAAACAAAUUUUCGAUUUUUGUCAAUGGCGUGAAGAUUAGCAACUACAGAAUGCGGGGGAGUGUGGAUAACAUACAGUCAAUCCGGGUCUCUGGAGAGGUCUUCAUCUUGGAAACACUUCUGAUGAAGAGACUGGAGAAGCCUAUUUGGGAGCGUUUACAGGGUGGAGUCCAACCGGGAACCUGGGUCAUUCUCCAGGGCACACCAAAAAAGAAUUGGCAAAGGUUUGCCAUUAAUUUUGCCUGUGACGACAGAGAAGAUGGGGAUAUUGAGUUUCACUUCAACCCUCGAAAUAACGACAGAAUGGUGGUCAGAAAUCAUCGAGAAUUCAACAGAUGGGGACGGGAAGAGACGGAAAUUCCAAACUUCCCUUUCGAAACCGGAAACACAUUCGAAAUUGUGUUUUUUGUCAGACGAGAGAAAUUUGUGACGUACGUUAACGGUCAGUACUUCAUUGAUUUUAAUCAUCGCCUUCCGUUGGAAAGAAUCAGCCAUCUUACCAUGGAGGGAGACUGCAACUUCUACGAUCCGGAAGUAGUGGUUUAAAUGUCAGUUAGCAAAAAGAACACGAAUAAUGAAAUAACAAUGGAUUAUAUAAGGGGCAUAAAUAUCCUUUUGUUUAUUCAUGUUAGAAUACAUCGCAAAGUGCAAUAUUGAUAAUAAGUAAAAGUCUGCAAUUAAUGCCUACUUAGUUCUUCAAAUCCUGUAAUUUGAUAACAUGUAUGAAUGAUUGAGCGUCCUCUUCAUUAGAUAACAUAUGUACUUUAAAUCAAUAUAUCCAGUCCACAUCAUUGUAUCUACUUGUAGUCCCAUAUAUAUUCCUUUUAUUUUUUCAAAGGUAAGAAAUAUUUUGUAAGAAGUAUUAUUUCCAGUAUAAAUAAAUGAAAAAUACUGGAAUUGCUUCUUGUUUUUCACUUAACGUAUUGCUUAUUCCUACUUUUAAAUUGCUUUUGAAUAUCUUAUGGGUUUCCAUUAAACUUUUGAUUAUUUCUA